Alternaria atra is the source of this 5943-nucleotide messenger RNA. RefSeq lists its product as uncharacterized. Gene Ontology annotation, biological process: protein import into nucleus; RNA export from nucleus; post-transcriptional tethering of RNA polymerase II gene DNA at nuclear periphery. Gene Ontology annotation, cellular component: nuclear pore; nuclear pore cytoplasmic filaments. Bases 1 to 5943 code for a protein of 1980 amino acids. NCBI's taxonomy places the organism in Eukaryota, Fungi, Ascomycota, Dothideomycetes, Pleosporales, Pleosporaceae. The transcript is spliced from 5 exons. The record is from RefSeq and is a predicted model, not a curated record. Gene Ontology annotation, molecular function: structural constituent of nuclear pore.
AUGUCCUUCGGCGGUGGUUUCGGGGGCUUUGGCUCCAACAACAACAACCAGUCUACUGGCUUCGGUGGAUUUGGUUCAUCUAACAACAACACAUCAACUGGUGGCUUCGGUGCCAGCGCAACAAACAACAACAAUGCUUUCGGUUCGAAACCCUUCGGCGCUUCGACGACGGGCGGUGGCCUCUUUGGCGGCGGUGGCGCUACAGGUGGCAGCACGUUUGGUGGUGGCUUUGGAGCGACGAACACCAAUACCACAACCUCGGCUUUCGGUUCCAGCAAUACAAACACUGGAGGUGGUCUCUUUGGCCAGAACAAGCCGGCGACAGGCUUCGGCGCUUCAACAACAGGAGGCGGAGGUUUGUUUGGAGGCGGCAACACCAGCAGCGGAUUCGGUUCUACCAACACGAACACCACGACGGGCGGCUUCGGUGCCAGCACUGGAGGUGCUUUCGGCGGAGGCAGCAACCCACCCCCAAACAACGGUACUGCCAACACUCCGUUCCAGCCAUUCCAGGAGAAGGAUGGUACAGGCAACGCACAGUCGCAGUACCAGACCAUCACCUUCCAACAACCGUACACGAACUACUCCCUCGAGGAGUUGCGCGUAGCCGACUACAAUCAAGGCAGGCGGUAUGGCAACCAAAAUGGCCAAGCUGGAGCAUUCGGACAGAGCACUGGUUUUGGUGGCUUUGGUAGCAACAACAACAAUACCACCGCAUCUACAGGCUUCGGUGCAGCUGCCAACACCGGUGGCAGUCUCUUCGGUGGCGGUAACACGAACACUGCUACCACAUCAGGAUUUGGUCAGAGCACGGGUUCCGCGUUCGGAGCGAACAACAAUACUACGGGAGGCGGACUAUUCGGUCAGAAUAAGCCUGCAACCGGCGGACUAUUCGGCUCAAAUAACAACACCACGACUGGUACAACUGGAGGUCUCUUUGGAGGUGCCUCAACAACGAACAACACUGCCGGAGGAUUUGGCUCUGGAGGUGGAGGUUUCGGCUCAUCUACAACUGGCGGCGGUGGACUGUUCGGGCAGAACAAGCCUGCCACGGGUGGUGGUCUUUUCGGGGGCGGUGCCGCGACUAACACUACCUCAACACCCUUUGGAGGUGGUGCAACAAACACCGGUGGCGCAUUCGGCCAAUCGAACACUGGCGGCGGUGGUCUCUUCGGUCAAUCCAACAACCAAACCUCGUCCACUCCAGCGUUUGGUGCCAACAACACAUCCACGAACACCGGCGGCGGUCUCUUUGGUGGUAGUACAGCUGGAGGUUUCGGGCAGAACAACCAAGCUCCGGCUCAAAACACAAACUCUGGAGGCCUGUUUGGCGGUGGUAGUGGUGGUGGAUUCGGCCAGAACAACAACAACCAACAGAAGCCGGGUGGACUCUUUGGCGGCGCAAGCACUGGUGCCACAGGUGGCGGCCUCUUUGGUGGUCAAGCAAACCAGAGCCAGCCGUCUACUGGCGGGUUGUUUGGCGGUUCUACUGCCAACAACACCAACAACACUGGAGGUGGCUUGUUCGGUCAAAAGCCUGCUACUGGCGGUUUGUUUGGCGGUUCUACUGCUAACAACACGAACACUGGAUCAACUGGCGGAGGCUUGUUCGGUGGCCUCGGUAACAACAACAACCAGCAAAACACAGGAGGUGGUGGCCUAUUCGGUGGUGGCCAGAACAACAACCAACAAAAGCCUGGCGGUUUGUUUGGUGGCUCUACGUCGAACACGAACACUGGAGGUGGUCUCUUCGGUGGCGGACUUGGACAGUCGAACAACAACCAAUCAGGCAUGGGCGGUUCUCUCUUCUCGCAGCAACAACAACAGGAGCAGCCGAACCUUAACAACAGCUUAUUCGGUGCUUCGGGAAGCUCUUUGUUAAACACAUCCAUGAACACCAACCCCUAUGGCAACGACGCCCUCUUCGCUGGACUCGCUACCCCUACUCAGAGCCCUGGCCCACUAGCCACUCCCUUGUCCAGCAGCCAGAAGAACAAGAAGAACGCCAUACUGCCUCAGCACAAGCUUAACCCUGCCGCAUCGACCCGUCUUCUCACUCCGCAAACCAAAAGGGGCGGUUAUGGAUUCACAUACUCCACUUACGGCACUCCAGCCGGUGGAGCAAGCCAGAACGGCGGCCAAGCCCUCGGCGGUAGCCUCUUUGCAAGCGGCAGCCUCUCACGAUCUUUGGGCAAGAGCCUGUCUACGAGCAAUCUUCGGAACAGCUUCACACCCGAAACCAGUAGCAUACUUGCACCAGGUGCUUUCUCGAACACCGGACGCAACUUCGGCAACGGCAGUCUGAAGCGACUUAACAUCAACCGCCAUAUCAGCAGCAGGGCUCCAUUGUUUGAUGAACCUUCGCAGAAGCGUGUCAGCUUUGCUGGUGGCGACAGUCCCAACGGAGAGACCAACGGAGAGACUGCACUGGUCGUUAGGCAGGAUGAGGAAGACGCCUCACCGCGGGCUAGCAAUAACAACAACGCCGGCAGCGAAGCUCCUCGCCCGGCCAUGCAGCAAGUCAAUGGAAAUGAGCUUGCUCGUGUUUCUGAGGACCACGUGCUUUCUUCCACGUCUUCCGCAUCACUCAACAUACAACCUGGACAAGACCCCAAGCCAGGAGAGUACUGGUCGAGCCCCUCGCUGGAUCGACUGAAGAAGAUGAGCAAGCAGGAGCUUAGGAGCGUGCCUGACUUCAUUGUCGGUCGUCACAACAUUGGUCAGAUCAAGUUCCAUCACGGCAAGCCUGUCGACCUAUCUGAAGUUGAUCUCGACAAGCUGUUCGGUGACAUUGUACAGCUCAAUGCACGCAACGCUACGGUCUAUGGAGAGAGCUGCACCUGCCUGCCAAAGCCACCGCUAGGCACUGCUCUGAACCAGCCUUCCGAGAUCGUCCUUGGUAACUCCUGGCCUCGCAACAGGGCCGGCAAGAAGGAUGUCAAGCAUCUCGAGCGUCUCAAGCGUGUGGCCGGAACUACUUUCAUCGGGUACAACCAGGCUACUGGUGAAUGGACCUUCUCUGUCCCCCACUUUUCGUCCUACGGUCUUGACUACGACGACUACAGCGAUGAGGAAGACGAUGAUGCGUCAAGCGAUCUCAGCGACGUCCCCGAUACCCCAGCUGAGCAGCAACAUCGCUCGAGCCAGAUGACGAGCACACCCCAAGAUGACUCCUUCGUCAGCCCUACUCAGUCACAGUCUAGCCCUGACGACACGUUCGACUUCAAGAAGGGAAUGCGUAGUGGUCGUGCGAGUGUGCCUGGUGGCUUCGGCGAUGAUUCGGCUUAUAUGGAUGAGGAAGAGAUGGAAGACAACCGAGGCGAGUCUUUUUUAGGGCGGCGCUCCGUGGGUUCGCUUGAUGGGCAGCAGGAUGCUGACUACUCUGAAGAAAGCGAAUUGGAAUUGGCACGCGACCAGAACAUGGCGGAUUCUGUGUCCGGACCAAUUCGAACCACGGAGCAAGACACCGCUAAGGAAGAUCCAUUCAGGAGCACAUUGAAGCCGAAGUCUAUCUUGAAGGCUAGCCAGUUCAUGAAGCCUGGCACUGGUACACCUUCAAAAGCACAGCCGGUAUUCGAUGACGAUUGGGCAAACCAGCUCCAGCGCACGAUAAGCCCGAAGAAGCAGGAUCGAUAUGCUCUCCGCGAAAGCCAGGGCAACGUGCUACGAGAACACGAAUCGCAGCCUACGAAUUUUUCCCAAUCCUUCGGUGCACGACAGAUGACUACUGCAAUGGAUUUGAUGGACUCUCUGUUCGGAGAGACGGAGAAGCAACAGUUUCCCAAGCGUGGUGGACAUGGUAUUGAGUUACCCUAUUCCAAGCGACCCAAAACCGCCUCCGAUCUCGACGAGCUUGCCGAUGCCGACAAAGACUUCCACGGUUGCAGCAAACCCCACUUCAGCGAAACGAACGUCCUGAUCUACGGCAACAAAGGCCCCUCACACCUCGAAGGCGGUAUCUUCUCAACGGCUCAAGAACCACUCGUUGAUGCUACGAAGGACAUGCGUUUCUUGAAGAUGCCCACCUUCAGCGAUUCCGCACCUGAAACCCUUUCGCUUCAGAAACAACACACUAAGAUCGUCACGACUGAUGGUGUGCCUUCAGCAAAACUCCUAACUGAUCCUGCUCCAGUCGAGUUCUCCAGUAUGGCAAAGGCUGUCGCGCUCGACGCGCCGCCUGGCGUUCACGAGCAGCAAGCUUGGCAACUGCUCUCCCUUUUGUUCGAUGACGCCGAUCGGGUUCCGGGUGACGUGCACGAAGAGAACGUCAACGUGUAUCGGAAAGAGAGACUGUCGGAUUUCUGGAAGCUGCUUGUCUGGGAUGAUGCGCAGAAGCAUGCCCAGCAAGCUGCCACGGCUGAAGAGCGCGCAAUCGCUCACCUCAGCUGCAACAAUGUUGCCGAUGCUUGUCAUACAUUGCUGGAUGGACUUGAUCUACGGCUGGCCACAAUGAUUUCUCAGAUCGGCGGUGACGAAACGAUGCGCCAAAGCAUGGUCACUCAGCUUGAAGAGUGGCGUCGUCUGGAUGUGCUUUCCGAGAUGGAGGAUCCCCAGCGUGCCCUCUACGAGCUUCUCUCCGGUAAUUGUACCAAGUCGGAAGGCAAAGCGGGAACUGGCCGAGAGAACCGGGCUUCUACCUUCAAUAUCUCGAGCCGGUUUGCUCUUGAUUGGCGACGAGCCUUCGGACUUCGCCUGUGGUACGGUACGAUGAUCGACGAGCCCAUCGAGAUGGCUGUUGCGCAGUUUGCGGACGCUGUUAGAGAUGGUCAUGAAGAUGUCAAGCCGGUGCCUUGGUUUAUCCAAAACAAUGCCGACAUGGGCUGGAACGAUCCGGAUGCUGAGCACCGAGAAGACCUGCUCUGGGGCAUCCUGAAGCUCUACGCGGCGGAGAAAAUGGGACUUCCCGCCAAUGUUGAGGACGUUCUCGCUCCCGAGAAUGUGUCCGGCAAUCCCUUCAACGCUCGUCUCUCAUUUCAGUUGUUCCAGCUCUUCAAGUCUCGACAAGAUGAUGAGAGCGAAGCAGAUGAGCGCAAGGUUGCUAUGCCCACUUCUCGCGGUCAAGAUGAAGAUGACGGCAACUUCCGCCGUUCGCUCCAGUCAUGGUCUGCACCUGGCGCUGCAGACGAUGUGCAAGCCGUGAACCCGCUUGUCGAGCUGGGUGAUAAGAUCACGCUCACAUAUGCCGCUUCGCUACAUACACCAGAGCACUGGACCACUGCGAUUUGGGUAUACUCGCAUCUCUCAUCUCCAGCAAUGCGAGAACACUACAUCCGCUCGCUUGUCAACCAGUUUUCGAACUCGUACUCCUUGGAGGAGGGUGAUGCCACCUACGACUGCCUUACGCGCGAUCUCCAGGUCCCUGCGACAUGGCUUCACGCUGCCGCUGCAUUGCAAGCGAAGUCAGGUGGCGAUGCUCUACGUGAGGCGACUCAUCUCAUCAAGGCUGAGGAGCUCGAGGAGGCGCACGAAGUACUCUGCCGCAAAGUUGGCCCGGAGGCUAUCGUCUCUCGCGACUACGAUGCGCUUCGUGAGCUCAUGGGCGGCUUUGUUUCUAAGUCACCAUCUGCUCGCCCGAAGGAAGCAUUACAAGGUUGGGCUCAAGGUGGUCAGAUCUACUUUGACUACAUUGAGUUGAUUGAUACGACGGGCCAACGCUCGAACUACCGCGUUGACGAGGAGCUGGACAACCGAGUUCAAGAGCUUCUUACCAAGCUACAGCGUGCACUAGAAAUUGCUGGACGCGACAGGCUAGGCACUUGCGGUUUGGAAGAGCGUGUGGCGCUCAUGGAGAUUGCUGGCACCGUUGCCAAUCUGAUCUCAAAGACUCAGCGAACCAACCGCAACGCCAUCCUCAAGCUCCCACUUACCGAAGACCUGUGGCUCAAGCACUCAAUCGACCUGAGCACAAGCUACUACCGCAACGUCAUGAUCACUAGUCGUUAG